This is a messenger RNA of Hevea brasiliensis (rubber tree), 3168 nucleotides long. Its product is annotated as nodulin homeobox-like. The record is from RefSeq and is a predicted model, not a curated record. The transcript has 16 exons. Bases 218 to 2677 code for a protein of 819 amino acids. Gene Ontology annotation, biological process: flower development. Gene Ontology annotation, molecular function: single-stranded DNA binding. NCBI's taxonomy places the organism in Eukaryota, Viridiplantae, Streptophyta, Magnoliopsida, Malpighiales, Euphorbiaceae.
UCAUUGGUUUAACCUCCAUGAACUGCAUAUUUGCAAAAACACUUUUGGGGCUGCUGUUUUAGCUACUUUUGAAGAGAAUAUAUUUUUUUUCUUGGGGAUGUUUUGGCCAAAAUUAGCUUCAGCAACAACUUCAAGUAGAACAUAAAUAUUUUAUGCUCUGUGCUACAGUUGCUUUACUCCUAUAUUUUCUCAUGAACUUUCUGGCCCUGGCUCUAGGAUGAGGGUCAACAAGGAUGAAUCAACAUGUAUUGCUGAACAAGUCAUUGACUUAAUUUCAGCAGUGAAAGAGUUACAUGGGCUUACUUCGCAGAAGCUUAAUAAAUUAAUAAAGGACUCUGAAAGUUUUACAAUUCACUUCCAAACUGAAAAAGGAUCACAGUUAAAGAUUGACGUGGAAAAACUGGCAGGCUUUCUUCCUUUGCAUCUUAUUGCAGUGCUUCUGGCAUCUGACAAAGAUGAACCACUGUUGAGAUAUUUAUUAUGUGGUAUUCGGCUUUUGCAUUCCCUGUGCGACCUAGCAUCUCGACAUACUAAACUUGAGCAGAUUUUGCUUGAUGAUGUAAAAAUUUCAGAACAACUGUUAGAUCUGGUGUUUUAUAUGCUAAUUGUCCUUAGCAGUAGUAGACAGGAAAGCCAUAAUACAAAUGCUGUGCUCCUUUUGCAUUCAGCACUGGUAGCAUGCACUCUAUAUCUGUUACCAGGAUGUAUAUCUUCACACUGGCAAGAUCUUGUUCAGGUGCUGCUUGCGCACCCCAAGGUGGACAUAUUUAUGGAUUCAGCUUUCAGAGCAGUACAUAUAGCUAUCAGUUUUCUUCAGGUCAAGCUUUCAGCUCAAUGUGCUGAUUUUAACAUGAGAUCAAGUUUGACGGCUGAACAAAUAGUUAACUAUCUAUGCCAACAAUGCGAGGCUUCUAUACAGUUUCUCCAGUCAUUGUGCCAGCAAAAAUUGUUCAGAGAGCGCCUAAUAAGAAACAAGGAAUUAUGUGGAAAGGGUGGAGUUCUCUUUCUGGCCCAGGCUAUCUUGAAGUUAAAUGUUACCCCUCCUUUUGUAGAGUCUUCUACAGUUGUUGCUGCUGUAUCCAGACUGAAAGCAAAAGUACUAUCGAUUCUAUUGCAUCUGUGUGAAGCAGAAAGCAUUUCUUACCUUGAUGAAGUUGCAAGCUCUCCAGGAAGCCUUGAUUUGGCCAAGUCUGUUGCAUUACAGUUUCUUGAGUUAUUAAAGGCAGCGCUUGAUCCCAAGCAUCUUAGUGCUUGUUCUGAGAGAACUCUUCCCAUGGGACUUCUGCGACUCAAUGCAAUGCGUCUAGCUGAUAUUUUCUCAGAUGAUUCAAAUUUUCGAUCAUACAUUACGACAUACUUUACCAGCGUUCUGACUGCCGUAUUUUCGCUACGACAUGGGGAAUUUUUAUCCAUUUGGUGUUCUUCUGAACUUCCACCAAGGGAGGAAGAUGCUACUCUGGAGUAUGAUUUAUUUACAGCAGCUGGAAGGAUCUUGGACGCUUUUUCAUCAUUGAACCUGUCAAAUGCUAUAGAUGUAGAUAUUAUUUUAACUCCCAGAAACAUGCCCCAAGUUACAUAUGCUCGUCAGAGAACUUCAUUAUUUGUCAAAGUAAUUGCCAACCUUCAUUGUUUUGUCCCCAGCAUUUGUGAAGAGCAGGAAAGGAAUCUUUUCCUUCACAAGUUCCUUGAGUGCAUGCGAAUGGAUCCAUCUGAAUCUUUGCCUGGAUUUUCUUUUACUUCUGGUGCUAACAGAGCCAUCACUGUUUGCAGGAAUCUGCGUUCAUUGCUAAGCCAUGCAAAAUCUCUUAUUCCUAACUUUUUGAAUGAGGAGGACGUACAGCUCUUAAGGGUGUUCAUUGACCAAUUACAAUCACUGAUUAAUCCUGCUGAUUUUGAAGAACACCAAGUUCAAAAGGCUCAAAGUACAGCUGGGUACUUAUCACCUUUACUGAAGAAGGAACCUUCAAAUCCUAACAACAUAAACAGUAAUCAGAAAGAGGAAAUUUCUGAGAAUUCUGCUUUCCAAGAGGGGCAGCAUAAUUUCAGAAAUGAGCAUAUGAAUCAUGGUGAUGAUAUAACUGAGGAAGAUAAGGGUAAAUCUGGUGCCAUUGCAUCUGCUGUUUUUAAAGAGAUUGACACAGAUUUUCAGAAUGUUGAAACAAGUGGUUCAGAUACAAGUUCUACACAAGGAAGGAAUUUUGUUGGUCAAAUGGGGAAUGGAGACUUCCCCGAAUCAAAUGAGCAUAUAAAAGAAAAUGGCUGUCUAGGAGUUCAAGAAGAUGAAAAACUUGAAACCAUUCAGACUGAAGGAAAGCAGCCAAGAAAACGGAAACGAACUAUAAUGAAUGACUAUCAGAUGACAAUCAUUGAGAAUGCCCUGGUUGAUGAACCUGAUAUGCAGCGGAAUGCAGCUUCUAUACAGUCAUGGGCUGAUAUAUUAAGUCUUCAUGGUUCAGAAGUUACAUUUUCACAGCUAAAGAAUUGGAUCAACAAUAGAAAAGCCAGACUAGCACGUGCAGGUAAGGAUGUCCGUGCACCCAUGGAGCUUGACAAUGCUCAUUCAGAAAGGCUAGGUGGACCAGCAGUACGGCAUUCACAUGACUCUUCUGAGAGUCACGGUGAAGAUAAUGUUCCAUCAGGUGCAAGGCUUGUUCAAAACACAUCAAGAAACUGGUGAAAAUGCCGAUUUGUUGGCAUUGGUGGCACAGAAUUUGUUCAUUGCAAGCGAGAUCAACGUAUUGUGCUUGUGGAUAAGAAAGGGGAAGAGAUCGGUAAAGGAAAUUUAUAUCAGGUGCUAGAUAAAUGGUAUGGAAAGAUGUUGGAGGAAUCAGAGAUGUGUGUUGUGGAUAUUACUGAGCUUAAGACUGAGAGAUGGGUGAGGCUUCCACACCCAUCUGAGGCCACGGGCAGCUCAUUUAGUGAGGCUGAAGCAAAGUUUGGGGUAAUGAGAGUGUUGUGGGAUUCAAACAAAAUAUUCAUGUUUCAGCCUCGAUGAUAGUCUUUGCUAGAAUGUUAAGAGGCUAUAGGAUUUUGUUACCAUCAGUAUAGUUUUUAACUUAAUAGAUUCUAAUCAUAAUCAAGCAAAGGUUUUGUUUUACCUUGUUUUUCCUGACUUUCUGCUCAUUAGGAGCAUGAGCACAGACACACAUGUACACCGAGAACUUAAAC